Haemonchus placei is the source of this 273-nucleotide messenger RNA. NCBI's taxonomy places the organism in Eukaryota, Metazoa, Nematoda, Chromadorea, Rhabditida, Trichostrongylidae. The record is from the annotation of a GenBank genome assembly.
AUGAAUCAUAAGGAUUGGUCGGCCCGUGGCACUUUCUGGGCGAUUGUGUCGCUCAAAGCACGCUUUAGGUUUGGCUGCCCUACAUUGCUGAGCUAUAUAGUGCUUAUUUCAGCUCCUUUUGGUACAUUGAAGUUUUCCCAUGGUGAAGGACAUUUGCUAUACUGUGCCGAGAGGAAUUCCAAGGCAGCGCAAUAUUUCGAUGCUGAUUUGGAAUGGGACAAUGACGAGAAAAUCAUUGAGAGCAAAGUGGUGAGUUUGAGAGUUCUUUGUUGA